ACCAUGGACCUCAGUGCUGGUACCUUGGAAAUAGUUGUGUGUGCUGUUUUGAUCUCCCUCAGUGUGGCUGGUAAUCUAGUGUUGAUUUAUUGCACAAGGAGAUGCAUCGGUGAGCAUUUGCGAAUCUCAUUCGUACUUAUUUUCAAUCUUGCAUUUGACCAUAUUGUAAACAACUUGGUAGUGAAUGUCUUGAAGAUUGUUUAUGCCUCUGGUGUUGGGUUGGAUUCAGCCAGCUGCAAAGUUCUCAUGUUCACAACAAUUUUUACUACUUCUCUUGCCAUAUGGUUCACAUUAUACAUUGCUUUGCUGUACUGCCUUAAAUUGUGUCGAGUGGUGCACCCUCCAGUUGAAGCUGCAAGCACGAACCAUCGGAAGUGUCACCUGGUCCUAGUUUUUGCUCUUUGGGUUGCUGGUUUUGCAGUUUGCUCUCCGGUUUUACCAUAUACAGAAAGGGCUGGAAAUCUAACUGGAGGAAAUGAGACUUAUCAGCAACACAGCAUCUUGAACUAUUCUGAAUGUAAGACUGAAUAUAGAAAUGAACAACUAGAGUUUUUAUAUGGAAAAAUAUUUCUAGUAGCUAUUGAUCUUCUCCCAUUGACAAUUUUACUCCUCGUUGGCUUCCGAAUAGUGCAUCUCCUUUGGGAACAUAGGAAGGCAACUUACGGCGGCAUAUGGAUUGGAGAUGACGCUACUGAAACCGAGGUCCUCAGAGCAUGUAAACUUGUCCUGGCAUUAAUAUUUCUUAUUACUUCAUUCUGGACUUCUUACUUUGUCCUAAUGCAUUGCUUGAAACAUUUUAAUAUGUAUUACUUUGCACCACCAGUCCUGACAGUUCUUCAUUCAGGAUAUUCAGCUGUCAGCCCUUACCUCCUCAUGUUCAUUAACUACAAAAUAAAAGUGAAGGUGGGAUCUUUCUGUUGCGAAAAAGAGAAGAACACAGUGUCUCCAACAGCUGUGUCUCCAUCUGUAGAAGUGUCUCCAUCUGUAGAAGUGUCUCCAUAUGCUUAG
This is a messenger RNA of Euleptes europaea (tarantolino), 1008 nucleotides long. RefSeq lists its product as uncharacterized. Gene Ontology annotation, biological process: G protein-coupled receptor signaling pathway; sensory perception of taste. The coding region runs from base 4 to 1008 and encodes 334 amino acids. The record is from RefSeq and is a predicted model, not a curated record. Gene Ontology annotation, cellular component: membrane. The transcript has a single exon. Gene Ontology annotation, molecular function: G protein-coupled receptor activity. Lineage: Eukaryota; Metazoa; Chordata; Lepidosauria; Squamata; Sphaerodactylidae.